GAUACGACAUAGUACUUUACUGCCAUGUCGCUCGUGCGGUCAUGUCAGCGCACGCUGGCGAAACCCUCCCAGCUUAGGCUCGCUCUUAGUUCCCGUCAUCUUGCUACGGAGUCUAGCUCCAGUGUCGCAGCUGCACCUGAAGCCAGUCAGGCUGAAACGAAGGAGAUUGCGCCCCUUCCGACCAAGGAGGUAACUAGCGCGGAGGUGGUCAGCGGUGCACCUGAACAGUUGCGUCACCGUGUUGUCCGCAUCUACCAGCCUGCUCGUAGCACGAUGCAGAGUGGUUCUGCCAAGACCAACCGUUGGCGUCUUGACUGGGACAUUCUUCCAGGCGGAGGACGAUGGGAGAACCCUCUCAUGGGCUGGGCUAGCUCUGCGGAUUACAUGCAGGGCACCCGGAUGUCCUUCAGGUCGAAAGAGGAUGCUGUUCACUUUGCCGAGAAGCAAGGCUGGGACUAUUAUGUGCAACCCCCUACCGUUAAGAAGAUACCGCCGAAGAACUAUGCAGAGAACUUCGUCUACAAGCCCCACAAGCUUCGCAUCGCCCGAACGAAAUAGAGGAGAGCGUGUAUCAGGACGUAUUUGGCUGUGCUAUAGCGUGACCAGCAAUAUAUCAUACAGUUAUAGCUAUUCUCGGUGAGAGCCUGAAAGAACAAUUGUGAACCCG
This is a messenger RNA of Gloeophyllum trabeum ATCC 11539, 667 nucleotides long. RefSeq lists its product as uncharacterized. The coding region runs from base 25 to 558 and encodes 177 amino acids. The transcript is spliced from 5 exons. Gene Ontology annotation, biological process: electron transport chain. The record is from RefSeq and is a predicted model, not a curated record. NCBI's taxonomy places the organism in Eukaryota, Fungi, Basidiomycota, Agaricomycetes, Gloeophyllales, Gloeophyllaceae.